Molecule: messenger RNA, 1089 nt
Organism: Aspergillus welwitschiae
Lineage: Eukaryota; Fungi; Ascomycota; Eurotiomycetes; Eurotiales; Aspergillaceae
Product: aquaporin-like protein
Exons: 7
Coding region: 1-1089 (362 amino acids)
Biological process (GO): transmembrane transport
Cellular component (GO): plasma membrane
Molecular function (GO): water channel activity
Source: RefSeq, a predicted model, not a curated record
AUGGCAGGCCUACUAUUUCGUCCCCAGAAUGACAUUGAUCCCAGCGUCAACGUCCAACAGCUAUCUUGCAAGCCACAUGUGCAGCCGUUCGUCGGCCGCAUUGGAGGCAAUCAAGGCAUUGUCCUCGAUCGCGCCGAUCCAGAUAAUGCUGAAUAUUUGCGUAAAGUGCCAGAUGCUGCUCCAUUGAUGAGUGCGCGAGAUGCCUUUAAUGUGCGCGGGUUCACCGAUCUCGAUCUGUGGCGUUUCGCGGUGGUGGAAUGCGUUGGAACCAUGAUGCUAGCAUUCAUUACUGCCUGGGCGGCAGCUACUCCUGCGAAUAUGGCUCCCCCGACUCCCUCCACACCAGCAGGGAUUUUCGCUACAACAGCCUUCCUGGGUCCCCUUGUCGGCGCCGUUACCAAUUGGUUGCUCCUUACCCUCUUCAUAUUUUCCUUCUCGUCUGUCAGUGGUAGUCAUCUUAACCCUACCAUAACGCUAGCAACCUUUUUUGCGCGCCUUAUUUCCUUGCCACGUAUGGUUCUCUACCUCUGCGGGCAAAUCCUCGGCGGUGCCCUGGCUGGGUGGAUGUUACAGUCGGCGUUCGGAUCCGGGCAAUAUUCUGUCGGUGGAUGCGUUGUUGAUACUGCCCUAGUUCCAGUCCGAGAAGCAUUCGUGCUGGAGUUCAUCUGCAGCUUGACAUUGAUCUUCCUGUCGUUUGGUGUUGGGUUAGACCCUAGACAGGUUAGAGUGUAUGGGGCUGCGUUGUCCCCAUGGUUAGUAGGAAUGGUUUUGGGGGCCGUGAGUUUGGGAUCGGCGUAUACGCGAGAGGGAUAUGGAGCGCUGAAUCCGGCGAGGUGCUUCGGCGUAUAUGUGGGGUCAUCUUUUCCGGGAUACCAUUGGAUUCACUGGGUUGCACCUAUUGCUGCUGCCAUCGGACACGGACUGGUCUACUAUCUGCGCUACUCAUCUGCAAAAAAUCCUUCCGAUAGUGCUAGCACUUGGAUUAAGUGCUUCCACGCACCCUUUGAUGGGCGGCAAGUAGCCAACACUGCGUACAUCAUGGAUCGUCAGUCAUCCAGCAUUGACAUUCCUGAAUCUUCUGCUCGUUAA